Messenger RNA from Hevea brasiliensis (rubber tree), 1045 nucleotides. RefSeq names its product cationic peroxidase 2-like. Gene Ontology annotation, biological process: response to oxidative stress; hydrogen peroxide catabolic process. The transcript has 3 exons. NCBI's taxonomy places the organism in Eukaryota, Viridiplantae, Streptophyta, Magnoliopsida, Malpighiales, Euphorbiaceae. Gene Ontology annotation, cellular component: plasmodesma; plant-type cell wall. Bases 43 to 1041 code for a protein of 332 amino acids. Gene Ontology annotation, molecular function: heme binding; peroxidase activity. The record is from RefSeq and is a predicted model, not a curated record.
GACACCCACCAACCAAAACUAAAACCUAGCAAAACCCAAGAUAUGGAGAGAUACAUUUUUUCUUCUUCAAGCCAAAUUACACACAUUAUUAUAUUAAUGUGCGUCUUUGUUGUUAUGUCUGCGACCUUGGUGCAUGGCCAAGGCACUCGUGUUGGUUUCUAUGCUACUACUUGUCCUAGAGCUGAAUCCAUUGUAAGCUCAACUGUUGCAACACAUUUUCGAGCUAACCCUGCAAUUGCUCCUGCUUUGCUGAGGAUGCAUUUCCAUGAUUGCUUUGUUCGAGGUUGCGAUGCUUCUGUCCUUAUUGAUGGUUCCAAUACUGAGAAAACUGCCCCACCAAAUCUUGGGUUGAGAGGCUAUGAAGUUAUUGACGAUGCCAAGACUCAGCUUGAAGCUGCAUGUCCUGAAAUUGUUUCUUGCGCUGAUAUUCUUGCACUUGCAGCCCGUGACUCUGUUGUUCUGACUGGUGGACGAAGUUGGCUAGUGCCUACCGGACGUAGAGACGGCCGGGUGUCAUUGUCAUCUGAAACAACUGAUUUGCCUGGCUUCACAGAAUCCAUUGAUUCCCAAAAGCAAAAGUUCUCUGCCAAGGGUCUUAACACACAAGAUCUUGUCGUACUUGUUGGAGGACACACCAUAGGAACUACAGCUUGCCAGUUCUUUAGUUACAGAUUAUACAACUUCAAUGGCACCGCAAGUUCUGAUCCUGCCAUUAAUGCUUCAUUCCUUCCUCAACUACAAGCACUGUGUCCACAGAACGGAGAUGGGACAAAGCGAGUUGCUUUUGAUACAGGUAGUGAAAACAGAUUUGAUGCAUCUUUCUUCGACAACCUGAGAGAUGGGCGAGGAAUACUCGAGUCUGAUCAGAAAUUGUGGACUGAUGCUUCGACGAGAGCAAUUGUUCAACGUUUCCUGGGUAUUACUGGUUUAGCUGCAUUCAAUGUUGAGUUUGGAAGAUCCAUGGUUAAGAUGAGUAACACUGGAGUGAAGACAGGCACUGAUGGUGAAAUUAGGAAAAUAUGUUCAGCAAUGAACUCAUGAGACU